Messenger RNA from Sesamum indicum (sesame), 2171 nucleotides. RefSeq names its product DNAJ heat shock N-terminal domain-containing protein (gene OWL1). NCBI's taxonomy places the organism in Eukaryota, Viridiplantae, Streptophyta, Magnoliopsida, Lamiales, Pedaliaceae. The record is from RefSeq and is a predicted model, not a curated record.
CUUGCAAUGUCAACACGAAAGCAGCUGGGGUUUAGCCCGAAUGAAAUUACUCCACGCCCAUGAAAGGUAACAGAACUGCGUUUUCCUUACGACGAAUUAUCUGUCGGCCUCAAAAACAAGAAAACAUUGAAAAUCAUUGGACUUGUUUUCUUAUUUGACUUUUUUUGUUUUCUCUUUCUGCUAAAACCCCUAAACCCCUUUUUCCUAAAUCUCUGUUUCCUGAGCUACUGAGCAAAUGAAUGGGAAAAACGGUGAACCCAAUAGCAAAGACCUAUAUGCUCUGCUUCACGUGUCGCCGGAAGCGUCUGAUGAAGAAAUCAGAAAGGCGUAUCGCCAAUGGGCUCAAGUCUACCAUCCGGAUAAAUACCAAUCUCCGCAAAUGAAGGAAAUUGCUACAGAGAACUUUCAACGAGUGUGUGAGGCUUAUGAGAUUUUAACAGAUGAAAACAAAAGGAUGAUAUAUGAUAUCUAUGGUAUGGAGGGACUAACUUCUGGUCUGGAGCUUGGCCCUAAACUGAACAGAGUUGAAGAGAUAAAGGAAGAACUUGAGAGAUUGCGACGCCAGAAAGAACAAGAAAAAGAUUCAGCUCAUGUACAACCUUCUGGUUCAAUUUUGGCAAAUUUGUCAUUACCCGAUUUUUUAGAUGGUGAUGGCAUUAUGAGAGGGAUGGGUAUGGCGAGUGAGGUUCAAUCUAAAAUAUCAAAACGGACUUCUCUUGCUAUUGGAGGGAAUCUGGCUGUUAAUGCAAACUCUGGUGGCGGUGCGGCAACUGCAAUCCUUAGGCAUCAUGUAUCUCAGGUUUCUUCUGUAGAAUUCAUGGGCUCUAUUGGCUUGCAGUCAUUAUUAGGAGUACAAACUUCUCGCCAAUUGUCUGCCCACUCUACUGCUGUAAUGGGCCUUACCAUGUCUUUGAGAGAUGGAUGGAUUAAUCUUUCAAACACCUGGACCCGUCAGCUCUCAGAUACAACAGAUGGAAAUAUACAACUUUCUUUAGGCCCAGAGUCAUCUAUAGGUGUUGGCUGGAGAAAGAAAGAGAAAAAAAUGUCUGCUGCAGGAGAGGUUAAGAUUGGCACAAGCUCAUUUGGAGCUACCGCUCAUUACACUCAUUCCUUUUCCUCUAAAUCACAUGGACGUAUUGCCGGAACAAUUGGAAGUGGUUCACUUGCACUUGAGAUUGGAGGUGGAAGAAAGAUAUCUAAGUUUAGUACUGUUCGGAUGAUGUAUUCCAUUGGAAUUCAGGGAUUGAUUUGGAAAUUUGAAUUGAAUCGCGGGGGGCAAAAGUUGGUUGUUCCUAUAUUGCUGUCUAAUCAUCUGAAUCCAGUUUUCGCAACUGGGGCAUUCAUUAUUCCACUGUCACUUUAUUUUACUCUCAAGAAACUUGUUCUCAAACCUUAUUAUCUUAGACGGGAAAAGCAAAAGGGUUUGGAGAACUUUGAAAAGAUUCAAAUCCAGGUUCAAGAGGCAAGGGCUGCAGCUAAGAAAGCUCAACAGCUAUUGCAGAAUGUUUCCAACAGGAAAAGAAAUAAGCAAUUAGAAAUUGGUGGUUUGGUUGUUGUUAAGGCGGUUUAUGGAAAUCACAAAGCUCUGGUGAACAGACAUAAAUCUGAAGAAAUGGAAGAUGAAGUGGCAUCACAAAUCAUCGAUGUCACAUUACCUCUAAAUUUUCUUGUUAAUGAUUCUGGGCAGCUCAAGCUACAUGAAGGUGUGAAGAAGUCUGGGAUUAUGGGCUUUUGUGAUCCUUGUCCAGGAGAACCUAAGCAACUAUACGUGGAGUAUACCUAUCGUGGUGCCAGAUAUGAGGUCACAGUUGAUGAUUACGACGAGUUGCUAAUACCCCAAGAGAGGCACAGAGUUUAAACACUGGCAUGGACGCCGAAUGAAACUUCAGAUAGUAUUUGAGUUCAAACUCAGCAUAGUUAAGAUUCUUAAGGAAUACGGAAUUAUAGGAAAGAUAGCCAUUGACCAUUUGUCACCUAUUUGAUAUGCUUUCGUGUUUCCUUGCAUGUCUCUGAGAUACCCUUGGGUUGCUUCUCCCUCAAAAUUUUGUUGAGUAACAUAAUUCCUUUUACUUUUUUUUUUUUUUGUGUAAUUCUAUUGUUUCCAUGUGGGAAAAUAAGUUGGUAUAAUCUAGUUCGUCGGCCAUAAUUUUAUGGCAUGCUUUUUAUAUGAA